AAACAUGUGUACAUACAAUAAAAUAAUGUGUCUGUUAGUGUGGCACAAAUCACUGGAUCUUGGUGCCAGACAUGUCUAGCUUGGUAAAGAAUGUGUCUGCCUCUGCACAUGUGAUGCCUUCAGGAUGAUCAGAAAUUUCCAGACCCCUUUCUAGCAGAGCAUCUGCUAUCACCAGCAGGGGCUCUCCUGAUGCUGUUAAUGGCAAAUCUCUUCCUGUGGGAGAAGGUAUCCUCUGCACCCAUAAAUGCCAGCGAGACUACCCUCAAUGACUUGAAGGACUUGUUUGAUAAUGCAACUGUAAUUUCUGGAAAGAUGGCUGAGCUUGGUUUUGCCAUGCGCAAAGAAUUUUUCAGCAAUUCAUUCUCUUCAGACAUAUUCACUAAUAUUAUAUUAGAUCUGCACAAGAGUAAGGAGAAUAUAAUCAAGGCUUUCAACAGCUGCCAUACUGUUCCUAUCAAUUUUCCUGAAACUACUGAGGAUAUCCGAAUGACCUCGUUUGAAGAGUUUUUGAAAAUGAUUCUUCAGACACUGCUGGCCUGGAAAGACCCUCUGCAACAUCUAGUGACAGAACUCAGUGCUUUGCCAGGAUGCCCUUAUAGUAUCCUAUCAAAGGCCAAAGCCAUUGAGGCUAAAAACAAAGACCUUCUAGAGUACAUCAAAAGAAUAAUAUCCAUGGUUAAUCCUGCAAUCAAAGAAAAUGAAGAUUACCCAAUCUGGUCAGAUUUGGACUCUCUGCAGGCAGCUGAUAAAGAAAUUCAAUUUUUUGCUCUUUAUAUGUUUUCCUUCUGCUUACGUUCUGACCUAGAAUCACUAGAUUUUCUAGUCAAUUUCCUAAAAUGUCUGCUUCUUUAUAAUGAUAAUGUCUGCUACUCAGGAUUUUGAAAAAUUGCAUGAUCUAUCUUGGAAACUUCUACUUUUAUGGCCUUUGAAUAUAUGAUUAAAUCUUAUGUGUCUAUAAAUAAAAGGAGACAUCAGAUAUGUCAAGGAUGGAAA
Rattus norvegicus (Norway rat) is the source of this 993-nucleotide messenger RNA. RefSeq names its product prolactin family 7, subfamily D, member 1 (gene Prl7d1). The record is from RefSeq and is a predicted model, not a curated record. Gene Ontology annotation, molecular function: hormone activity; cytokine activity. Lineage: Eukaryota; Metazoa; Chordata; Mammalia; Rodentia; Muridae. Gene Ontology annotation, cellular component: extracellular region.